UCUGAAGUAAAGCUCCACACACUCAAAAAUGGCGAACCGUCCCGUCCGUACAUUCCGAGCGUCCUUCGGCGCCUCCUCCGCUGAACAUUCCCGCCACCACUAUCCUCUCUCCCUCGCUCUUCUCUUUUCUUCCCUCUCCUAUUCCUAUUUUGACCUUUUCCUUUCCCUUUCCCGAGAUUUUGCCGAUCCAUCGAAUUCCCACGACGAUGAAUUCCGAUUACGCCUCUUUCCUGUAAUCGACGAAUCAGAGCCACAAAAUGAGCGAAAAGUUGGGGGACGACGACCGGACGGUGCUGGCGGGGAUCUCCGAGUCGCCGCCGCACCGGAAAAUCCACUCCUACAGCCACCAGCUCCGUACGAGCACCGGCACGCACCACAAGCGCCAGCAUCAGCUCCGCAAGCACAGCCUCGACGAGAAUCGAAUGUACAACCGCCACACCGCCAGCCAAAGCAACGCCUAUUACGGCGGCAGCCCUAAUUCCUCCGACGACGAAGAGUUUUACCCUUAUUGCACUACGACGGUUCCCUAUGGGGUUUCGGCGGCGUCCAUGGGCGAGCACCACGUCGAUUAUCUUCAGUACAGCCAAGGCAUGGCUGCCGGGGACGCCGAUGAAUCGCAGAAUCUGCCACAACAGGCGUUGCCGGAGUUCGUGGGGAGCGGCGGCGGCGUGGGGAUUUUUAAGGUGCCAAAUAGGGGCGCCGUGCACCCCAGCCGCCCCCCCUACGUCGAGCUCCGGCCGCACCCUUUGAGAGAAACUCAGGUGGGAAAAUUUUUGAGGACAAUUGCGAGUACAGAAACACAGCUAUGGGCAGGGCAGGAAUCAGGUAUAAGAGUAUGGAACUACUCUGAUGCAUAUAAGCCUGGAAUCAGAGUAAGGGCGCAGAGAGGCGAUGAAGAUGCUGCCCCCUUUUAUGUAUCAACCAGCACGGCGCCUACUAUAUGCUUGAUCGUGGAUCAAGGGAAUAAGAUGGUCUGGAGUGGGCACAAAGAUGGUAAAAUUCGAUCGUGGAAGAUGGAACAGAAUCUCUCUGAUGAGAAUGCUUUAAAAGAAGGCCUUUCGUGGCAGGCGCAUCGCGGCCCUGUUCUUUCGAUGGAGAUUUCUUCUUACGGUGAUAUAUGGUCAGGAUCUGAGAAUGGAUGCAUCAAGAUCUGGCCAUGGGAAGCUGUCGAAAAAUCGUUGUCUCUGUCGCUGGAGGAAAAGCACAUGGCGGCUUUGUUGGUGGAGAGAUCAGCUAUCGAUCUCAAAAGCCAAGUUACAGUUAACGGUGUAUGUAAUAUUCCUUCCUCGGAUGUGAAGUGUUUGUUAUCGGAUAAAGUCCGGGCGAAAGUCUGGGCUGUCUGGUCGACAAUCUUCUCAAUAUGGGAUGCUCGCAAACGAGAGCUUCUAAAAGUAUUUAACAUCGAGGGUCAGGUCGAGACUCGCAUCGCUCAGACUGAGAACCGGCCCGAGGUAUCCUCAGCUCUAGAGCAGCCAGUCGAAGACGAGAUGAAUGUGAAGUUCGUCGCCAAGUCUAAGAAGGAGAAAUCCGGAUUUCUCCAGCGUUCGCGUAAUGCGAUAAUGGGUGCUGCAGAUGCUGUCCGAAGAGUAGCGAAGGGGGGUGGAGGGGUAUCCGAAGACGGCAAAAGAACCGAAGCUAUUGUGCUCGCAGCGAACGGUAUGAUAUGGACAGGAUCGUCGAAUGGUUUGUUAGUCCAAUGGGACGGGAACGGAAAUCGUAUACAGGAGGUUACUCAUCAUCCUUGCGGAAUUCUGUGUUUUUGCUCGCACGGGUCGAGAAUAUGGGUCGGAUAUGUAAGCGGCAUGUUCCAGCUGCUCGAUCUCGACGGGAAGCUAGUCGCCGGUUGGGUCGCCCACAAUGGACCGGUCGUAAGAAUUGUAACCGGUAACGGUUCCCUCUUUAGCUUGGCUACUCAUGGAGGCAUACGCGGGUGGAAUAUUUCGUCGCCAACGAAUAUUGAUAGCACCGUACGGUCUGAACUUGCCGAUAGAGAAAUCUCGUACACUAGGCUGGAGAAUAUUCGAAUUUUAGUCGGGACAUGGAAUGUUGGUCAAGGAAGAGCUUCGCACGAUGCUCUCAAGUCGUGGAUCGGUUCGACAGUGUCGGAUGUUGAUAUUGUCGUCGUCGGGCUGCAAGAAGUCGAAAUGGGUGCUGGUUUUCUCGCGAUGUCUGCCGCAAGAGAAUCCGUAGGCCUCGAAGGAAGUUCUGUCGGGCAAUGGUGGCAAGAUCACAUCGGCAAGGCGUUGGAUGAAGGAUCGACGUUCGAACGGGUGGGGUCUCGACAGCUAGCAGGCCUAGUGAUCGCGAUUUGGGUGAGAAAUUCUCUUAGGACAUACGUCGGGGACCUGGACGUUGCAGCAGUCGCUUGUGGUUUAGGCCGAGCUAUUGGUAAUAAGGGAGGCGUGGGAUUAAGGCUAAGAGUAUUCGAUCGAAUAAUGUGCUUCGUGAACUGUCAUUUGGCCGCUCAUUUGGAAGCUGUCAAUCGAAGGAACGCCGAUUUUGAUCAUAUAUAUCGAACCAUGACCUUCACCCGAACAUCGAACACUGUUAACAAUGCUGCCGGUAAGCUUCUAACAACUAUAAUCUUCAAGGCUCGAAUGUACGUAAUAUAUCUAAACUAUAACGAUCGCUUCUUGUCUUGCUUGCUUCCCUCCCCUUUGAGUUACGAUCCUUACCAACAGUCAGUCCUUUCUGUUUCGAAGGCUACAACAGUUAAUCCUAACGAAGGGAAACCGGAUCUUGCCGAAGCUGAUAUGGUCAUUUUCUUCGGUGAUUUCAACUAUCGGUUGUUUGGCAUAUCGUACGACGAAGCGAGAGACUUUGUUUCGCAAAGAAGCUUCGAUUGGCUUCGAGAGAAAGACCAGCUGAGAGCGGAGAUGAAAGCCGGGAAAGUCUUCCAAGGAAUGCGCGAGGCGCUGAUCAGAUUCCCGCCGACGUACAAGUUCGAAAGAGGAAAGCCCGGGUUAGGAGGAUACGACUCCGGCGAGAAGAAGAGAAUCCCGGCUUGGUGUGAUAGAAUACUUUAUCGAGACAACCGGGCGAGCCCCAAAGACCUGUGUAGCUUGGAGUGCCCCGUGGUCGCUUCCAUAUUACAGUACGGGGCGUGCAUGGAUGUGACCGAGAGCGAUCACAAGCCCGUACGGUGCAAGUUCAACCUGGACAUUUCCCACGUCGAUAGAUCCGUAAGAAGGCUGGAGUACGGUAAGAUACUUCAGUCCAAUGAUGCCGUCCGAUCCAAUCUUGAAUCGCUACGGUUUGUCCCGGAAACGACUGCAAACACGAACCGGAUAGUUCUCCACAACCAAGAGACGGUCAAUCUGAAAAUCGCGAAUAAAAGUAGGGAAGAUCCGGUGUUUUACCGCGUCAUCUGCGCGGGUCAGUCCACGAUCAAAGAGGACGAAAUGCCAUCCGAAUACCGGGCAAGAGGUUCGCUCGGCUUCCCACGCUGGCUUCAGGUAACUCCGGCAGCCGGGAUGAUCAAUCCCGACCAGGUCGCGGAGAUAUCGGUACAUCAGGAAGAAUACCAUACGUUGGAGGAAUUCGUCGAGGGGAUACCGCAAUCCUGGUGGUCGGAAGACACCCGAGACAAGGAAGUGAUUCUGCUGGUGAAUGUUAUCGGAAGCACCUCGACCGAGAUGAAAACCCAUCGCGUAAACGUUCGAUACCGCUACUCCCCAAACCCGACUCCGGCUCCGACUCCGAACCCUAACCCGCCUCCUGUAGCAGAAACAAAAUCUCACAAUACCUCCAGGAAGAAAAAUGGAGGAAGCUCUCACCACAGGUCUUAAGCUGCUACACCAGUCUUCGACAAACACCCGCGAACGAGCGCCAUUCUCGAUGAUUGGCUCCCAUUGUUCUUCAUCCGAUCUCCGUGGAAGAAGAGGAUUGCACUCGAGCGGCUAACUUCGAUCCAGUUCCCCGGCGAAACCCUGCAACGAUUCGAUCAGGUUCUUUCUU
Andrographis paniculata is the source of this 3957-nucleotide messenger RNA. Its product is annotated as type I inositol polyphosphate 5-phosphatase 12-like. Lineage: Eukaryota; Viridiplantae; Streptophyta; Magnoliopsida; Lamiales; Acanthaceae. Bases 258 to 3788 code for a protein of 1176 amino acids. The record is from RefSeq and is a predicted model, not a curated record. Gene Ontology annotation, biological process: phosphatidylinositol dephosphorylation. Gene Ontology annotation, molecular function: phosphatase activity; protein binding. The transcript has 11 exons.